This is a messenger RNA of Seminavis robusta, 1106 nucleotides long. Lineage: Eukaryota; Bacillariophyta; Bacillariophyceae; Naviculales; Naviculaceae. The record is from the annotation of a GenBank genome assembly.
CUUGAGCUAUCCUUUGUCGGCUUGGUGGCUCUUUGUGCUUCUUGCUACUCGAGCUCACAAUUUGGUUUUGCCAAAAGAAACAACGGCGCCCCAUCCCUCACUUUUCCGCUAUUUUAGCUAGCUAAUUAUAACUAUUAGCUAUCCAACAAUCAUUCCACAAUGACAGCCUCAACAUCACCUGCUACCAACAAUGACAGGAACGACAAUGCGAUGGAUGCAUCUUCUUCUUCAGCCUUUCCUGAAUUUCUGUUUAUGAGGAGACCUUCCAGACCCAUGGCUGACAAGAAGCCACUGGCUUUGCCUGCCAUGCCCAACAUUUCGGGAUUUCUCUUUGGACUGUGUUCUACUACUACUAAUACUGCUGCAGAACCACAGCCAUUUGACGAGGAUGUGUCCGAAAGACAACAACAACCAGGAUCAGACAAAAAGAAGAAAAAGAGCAAAAAAAGCAGCAAAAAGUCCAAAAAAGCUAAAGACAGCAAAGCUGCGAAAGACACCGACGAUGACGAUAACAAGCCCAAACGCAACUCAUUUUUGUCCGUCAUGGAACGCCUGCUCAAGAGCAAGAACGGCAAAGACCUCAUCAAGAAACACGCCAAGGCACCCAAAGUGGGACACUCAUCAGCAGUAGCAGCAGCCAAAGCUCAACCAGACAAGAAGAAAUCGAAGAGUUCCAAAAGGAGCAAGAGUGAGACCAAGUCCAGGAGUCGAACCAGGCCCAAGCGGGUCAGCUGCAGUGAACGAUCCGCCACGGCUCACAUGGACGAAAGCAUGUUUGACUGGAGAGAAUACCGAUGCAGUCAAACCAGAAACUCACAGACGGCGCAACAUCAACAGACUAUUGUCGUGGAAGACCAACAGCGACGAUAGGUUGCAAUCUAGAAGGUUGCCGUCUGGCUAGAUUUGCUUGCUUUGUGCAGGAAGGAUCCCAACAAUGCUAUUUAUCCAUCUGAAUUACCAUAGCAACGCCUAUGCUGUGGUGGCAGGACAAAUAAAGAAAGGAUGGGUGCAUGGGCGGCAACGCCAAAUGCCAAAAACACUAGGGGUUUGACGCGUAAGAGUAGCUCCCUGGCCGUAGAAGGACCCAGGUAUAAAAAGAAACUAAA